CUUCUUCUAUAUAUCUAACUUACAUACAUUUUUCUCCUUUUUGAAUUUAAUUGUUACAUGUACUUUACUUUACCAAAAACUAGUAACAGUAGUUUAUUAUCGACUGAAUCUAAUGCUUCUACAAUGACAGAAGAUCGCAUUUCAGAAAUUAUACAAAAUUUAGAUGAUCACUGGGGCUCGCCGCCUAUUUUAACUCCUGAUACACUUUCACAUAUAUUAAAUCAUCAAUGGAUUAUAAAUGAUGAUAUUAAACAACAAGACAUUAAAAAAGUAUACAAUUCAUCUAUUUUUAUCCUUUCCAUAUAGUAAUAAUUAUUUAAUAAGGUAUCAAAGGCAGCAGCAACAGUGGCAACAGUAGCAGCAAAUCGAGUUAUUAAACAUAAUAAUAAAGCAUUAUCCACAUUAAUUGAAGAGUUUUGCAAAACUAUAGAAAGAACGAAUCAAGAUAAUAUAACUGAAGUAGCCAAAGAUAUUAAAGUAUAUAUGGAAUCAUAAAUUAGUAUUUAUUCUAUGCUUACGUAAUAUUUAAUGUAGAGUGAUCCUUUGAUUCAAAAGUUUAUUGCUUCAUCCAAAGAAGAAGAUAAAUUAACUAAUGGAAGUGAAGAAAAAGUUAUUCAGCAUUUAAUAGAAUUAUUACAAUAUCAUAAUACUAAUGCAAGAUAAACCCAUUCAUAGUCUUAUAUCCC
Molecule: messenger RNA, 686 nt
Organism: Cokeromyces recurvatus
Lineage: Eukaryota; Fungi; Mucoromycota; Mucoromycetes; Mucorales; Mucoraceae
Exons: 3
Coding region: 58-306 (82 amino acids)
Source: RefSeq, a predicted model, not a curated record